Messenger RNA from Drosophila innubila, 936 nucleotides. It is a transcript of the gene MED4, whose product is annotated as mediator of RNA polymerase II transcription subunit 4. Gene Ontology annotation, cellular component: core mediator complex; mediator complex. Bases 78 to 854 code for a protein of 258 amino acids. Lineage: Eukaryota; Metazoa; Arthropoda; Insecta; Diptera; Drosophilidae. The transcript has 2 exons. Gene Ontology annotation, biological process: regulation of transcription by RNA polymerase II. Gene Ontology annotation, molecular function: transcription coregulator activity. The record is from RefSeq and is a predicted model, not a curated record.
GUAGCGGAAGAAGAAGAUAAAUGCGUUUUUUUUGCAAAGCAGCAAGCAAACAAAAUUGAGAUUGUUGUUGCGCCAACAUGUCGUUUCACUUAAGCACUAAGGAGCGCUUGCUUCUGCUAAUUGACGACAUUGAAAUGAUCUCAAAGGAACUGAUCGAGCACGCGCACCAGAAAAGCUCUAAUAACGACCUCGCGGAUUUGCUGGACCUGCUCGUUGCCAAAGAUGAGGAGUUCAGGAAAAUGUUGGAACUGGCAGAAGAGCAAGCCAAAGUUGAGGAAGCAAUGGAUAAGCUGCGUGCUAAAGUUGAGAUUCACGAUCGGGAAAUUCAAAAGCUACAGAAAUCUCUGAAAGAUGCGGAACUCAUUCUUUCCACGGCAAUAUUUCAGGCACGUCAAAAAUUGGCAAGCAUUAAUCAGGCCAAUAAGCGACCAGUCUCUUCAGAAGAACUUAUAAAAUAUGCCCACCGCAUUAGUUCGGCAAAUGCCGUUAGUGCUCCCCUGACCUGGUGCAUUGGCGACCUUAGACGACCAUACCCCACAGACAUUGAAAUGCGUAAUGGACUUUUGGGCAAAUCGGAGCAGAAUAUCAAUGGCGGAGUUGUGACACAUCAGAAUAGUGCUAUCCAAUCGGAUGCCCAGCGAAAUUUAAGCGGACCAAGCAGUGCCGGCGGCGGAGAAGUGCCAAAUGCAUUCCAAAAUCAAUUCAGCUGGAAUCUGGGUGAACUGCACAUGAUGGGUGCAUCUGGGAACUCCGUGGCCUUGGAAACACGUGCACACAAAGAAUCUUCAGCACAAGAUGAUGUCGAAGUCAUGUCCACAGACAGCUCUAGUUCAAGCUCGAGUGAUUCGCAGUAGACUUUCUUAAAUGGGCAACAUAGAGCAUAAGCCAAUAGAUAUACAGUCCAGCCAGUAAGAGAAUUAUAUAUAUUAUUAAAUU